GGGGGCUGCGGCCGGCAGGGCGGGGCGCGCGGCGCGAGGUGAGGCCCCGCGUGCUGGACGCCGGGGGGAGCGCUUUCCUAGGAGUCAUCACCCAGCCGUCACCCGGACUAGCUUUGCGCGGGGAGGCCAGACAGCCAGAGCCCCGACGGCCCGGGGGCCCGAAGAGUAGUAGGACUCAGGCGGCUCGCGGGGCCGGGCCAUGGCGCUCGACUUCCUGGCUGGAUGCGCUGGAGGUGUGGCAGGUGUGCUUGUGGGACACCCUUUUGACACAGUCAAGGUGCGGCUGCAGGUACAGAACAUGGAGAAGCCCCAGUACCGAGGGACUCUGCACUGCUUCCAGGCCAUCAUCAAGCAGGAGAGUGUGCUGGGCCUGUAUAAAGGCCUGGGCUCACCACUAAUGGGGCUCACCUUUAUCAAUGCCCUGGUGUUCGGGGUGCAAGGCAACACCCUUAGGGCCCUGGGUCAAGACUCCCCACUCAAUCAGUUCCUGGCUGGUGCAGCAGCAGGUGCCAUUCAGUGUGUCAUCUGCUGCCCCAUGGAACUGGCCAAGACAAGGCUGCAGCUGCAGGAUGUGGGCCCUGCUCGAACCUACAAGGGCUCCCUGGACUGCCUGGUACAGAUUUACCGGCACGAGGGCCUGCGUGGCAUCAACCGAGGCAUGGUGUCCACACUUCUGCGCGAAACGCCUAGCUUUGGUGUCUACUUCCUCACCUACGACGUACUGACACGCGCCAUGGGCUGUGAGCCAGAUGACCGCCUGCUGGUGCCCAAGCUGCUGCUGGCAGGGGGCACGUCAGGUAUCACAUCCUGGCUCUCCACCUAUCCUAUGGACGUGGUUAAGUCACGACUGCAAGCCGAUGGGCUGCGAGGAGCCCCUCGCUACCAUGGCAUUGUCGACUGCAUGCGGCAAAGCUACCAGGCUGAGGGCUGGCGGGUCUUCACACGAGGGCUGGCCUCCACGCUGUUGCGUGCUUUCCCGGUCAAUGCUGCCACCUUUGCCACAGUCACUGUGGUGCUUACAUAUACCCGGGGUGAGGAGGCCCAGCGAGACAGUGAGGCAGUUCCAGGCACCCCUGCAACCCCUGCUGGACCUGCUCUGGCCCAGCCUUCCAGUCUGUGAUGCUGGCCAUCUCACCAACAUCUCCAGGGCCACAUUGCUGAAACAUGACACAGAUAAUGUGGCUCCUCGACCAGUCUCCUUGCUCCUUGGCUAGUGAUACCAGCUAGGCUAUACCCCACUGACCUCCUUUUUCUUAGCUGUAAACUGGGGACUCUUCCUCAUACAUGGUACAUUUGGGAAGGUCAAGCCUGGCUAAGUCUACACUCUGCAGACAGCACUACCAAGAAGAAUCUCCCAAGUCCUACACUCCAGGCUCUCUCCUGAGCCAACUGUAACAAGUUGGCCAAGGACCUACCCAUUCCCCAAAUCCUCCAGCCAUGGAGUCCCAGGAAGAUACUUGGCCACCUCUUCACAUUAAGGGGGCAGAGGAUAGUGUAGAGUGCCCCUGGUGAUUCUCAGCUGCUGCCCUUCCACUGCAGAUGGGGGCUGGGGACCUGGCACCAAACCUGUUGAGGAUCCUGCCCAUGCGGGUCCUGCAUGGGUAGCAGCAGAUAGGCUGCUGGCCUCAGUGUCUUCACAGUGAAGUUGUGUGACAGCUAUGGCAAGAGGAAGUCUUCUCAUCCCUGGGCCUCUCGCUACUUGUCUGUAAAAUGGGGAGCGGGGUCAGCCCAUGUCUAGCUCACUACUGCCAGCCAGGAUUCCCAACAGUGGGUAGGCAGGGUGGGCAGAGGAGCCCAAAAGAGCACAGUGUGAGAUUGCUCCACUUCCCAGUACGUCUUUUCUGGGCGUUCUCAGUGCCUGUGCCCCUGGUCUUGACACCAGGUAGAGUGUAACCAGUUUGGGUCCACCCAAGCAGGUGACUGUGCUCUCCAGCUGGAUGUCACUGUUGUACAGGACCCUCUAAAGGAAUAAACUCUUGUUUCCUAAGUG
This is a messenger RNA of Onychomys torridus (southern grasshopper mouse), 1990 nucleotides long. RefSeq names its product solute carrier family 25 member 29 (gene Slc25a29). The record is from RefSeq and is a predicted model, not a curated record. The coding region runs from base 200 to 1120 and encodes 306 amino acids. Gene Ontology annotation, biological process: mitochondrial L-ornithine transmembrane transport. Lineage: Eukaryota; Metazoa; Chordata; Mammalia; Rodentia; Cricetidae. Gene Ontology annotation, molecular function: high-affinity L-arginine transmembrane transporter activity. The transcript has 4 exons. Gene Ontology annotation, cellular component: mitochondrion.